Molecule: messenger RNA, 2380 nt
Organism: Bemisia tabaci
Lineage: Eukaryota; Metazoa; Arthropoda; Insecta; Hemiptera; Aleyrodidae
Source: RefSeq, a predicted model, not a curated record
CGCUGCUACUGUUUUCACUGUUCUCUCUCAAAUCCACCGAGCGGCAGUUGCCCGCCUCUAUCAUGUCCCCGAGUAGUCGCGAAAAACACACGUGUUUGACCACUCACGCACUCCGCUUCCAGUUUCGGAUCGAGUUGCCCGUCCCCGCGUCUUCGCCCAUCACGAAAUUUCAAAGUGCGCGAAUUUCGCUCUCCCAAAUUUCGUCCCUUCUCUCGAUUGUGUUGUGAAUUAGUUCCGUGGCCCAUUCUUGCAUUUAUUUACGACUUGGGAUUUUCUUCAAGAUCCAAUUGCAGGAAACGCUUUGAGUGUUCGUUUCGAAUUCGGAAGGAUCGUGUGUGCCGACCGUUCGACUGUUUCAUACAAGUGUGCGUGGAUUUGUUUGUUUUUUUUUUUGGUUUUUUUUUGGAGCGUGUGACGAAUUUUCCAAAAAUAAAGGCGCCUCUCUGAUCAACUUGUUUAAUCUAGGUGUUUUGACGGUUGGACCGCGCUGCGGGAUAUAAAUAGUGGAGCCGUCGUAUAAGGCAAAGUUGCAUAUUUAGUUGCGUCUCACCUUCGGAUAUUCUCGCACGGGCUUUUUAGAAUUUCUACCCAGCGUCGACGGAUCCGAGAGCCGGCCGUCGUCUGGUCCAAUUUCGUCGAGUGCGUCUCGCUUCUGGAUUCGCUGGUACGUCGAUGCCCAAAUCUGACAGUCCGGUCUGGAAAAUGAUCACCUAAGUGAAUUUUGUUGUGUUGCGUUUUUUAGCUAGAUUUCCCUCCAAUAAGGUUUCCCCCUCUUGAAUUUGUCGGCAUUCGGCUGGUGCGCUAAUUUAAGCCUGGAUUGUGUCUUUUGAGCGUAGUGGCGCCGAUCAGGAGUCUGAAUCGUUUUGAAAAUGGAUUCGAUGCGGAUAAUAUUAGAGGGAGUGAGUGAAAGGCAGGCUUAGGAGUGUGACUCGAGCUGGAAUCGAAGAAGAUCGAUCGGCGGCUGGACUAGCGGGUGUUUACACUCUGGAAGCGUGCAUCGCGGUUUACGGUUUUGCUGGCAACUAAAAAUAAAUCGCUCACCCUUAUCGGAGCGCCGAGUGCAAGAGUCGCGGCUCGCCCCUUAGGAAAACAAGAGGGCCGGCCAAGGGGAGCUUGUUAAUUGAUCGCAGAAUUCGGGAUGCUAGUCCGUGUCGAAAUGUCCUAGCGAGAUGAAAGAGUUGAGGAGCUAGCCGUGAGAAUAAACACUGGAUAAGAAAUGUAAAUUUGAGUGUGAAAAUGUCGGGAGCGUAGUUCGGAGACUAUUUUUAGUAGUUCAUAGACCUCGGCGACGGGUCCUGGCGGGAGAAGCAGACGCUGAGCGCUACCAACUGUCGCUGCGGAACGGACCCCGCUCGAAAUGGCGCCCAGACGAGGGCCGUCGCGACGCCCCGAGAAGAUGCACCCCGCCGCGAGGAUCGGUGGACACACAGGACUCAUCUCCAACGACUUCCCGAAGGAAAAGCUCUGGUGAAAGCCGACCCAGUUUGAGAAGAGAACCGCGUCACGCAGAACUCUGUGUCAGGAUAUGACGUCAUUCGAGGAGCCGACGGAAAGACUUGUUGACAGAGACAGCGACACAUCGGAGACCGAAGCACGCCGAGGAUCCAAUGGGCACAAGCGACCCAGACUGACGCUCGCUCUCCUUCUCGUCUUCCUCCUCGCCUGGGUCUCCUGGGUCUCAGCCACGCCGCUCCACUACAAGUCCGCCGACAACGUGAGAACUUUAACCAAUUACGGCCCGAGCCGCCCUCGCGCCAUGUUGGACAAAUCCCUAGUCAGCUACAGCAACAGAAGCGCCCCCGCGUCCACGUCGACGGAGGGCGCGCUGCGGCGGAGCUCCCGGACCUCGGGGCGACGCACGUACCAGGGCGCCUGGUCGCCGAGCAACUACCUCAAGGCGCCGCGGCUCUCGGGGGAGGCGAUGCCGGUCUGCUCCCACGUGGGCGACUACACGAACGAGAUCUCGGCCAAGGCCUACCUGGCCGGCACCGUCUUCGAGGGCAAGGCCCGCUCCAAGAGCAAAGUGAGCAGCGAGGGGAGCUACGCGGUGACGUUCGUCGUGCAGCGGGUGCACAAGGACCAGACCUCCCGGCUCAACCCGACGCCGCUGCGGCUCCGGAGCCAGGUGAGGCUCACCCUCAGCGAGAAGCCGAGGGUCGGGAAGUUGGCCGAGUGCGACCAGAGCUACGACAUCGCCCCGGCCCGGCCCGGCGAGCUCGUGAGGGCCCACAUCAAGCAGGGGCGCAGGUACAUCGUCUUCGUCAACGGCGUCGGCCCCCACAACUACACCGUCCUCGGCGAGCCCGUUCUCCAGAGGAAGAAGACCGUCCAGGCCGUCAAGGAUGUCCUCUGUCCCAAAUGUGGUGAGUUCUCCCUCUAA